This is a messenger RNA of Armigeres subalbatus, 2103 nucleotides long. RefSeq names its product catalase. Lineage: Eukaryota; Metazoa; Arthropoda; Insecta; Diptera; Culicidae. The record is from RefSeq and is a predicted model, not a curated record. Gene Ontology annotation, cellular component: peroxisome; cytoplasm; mitochondrion. The coding region runs from base 316 to 1833 and encodes 505 amino acids. The transcript has 2 exons. Gene Ontology annotation, biological process: response to hydrogen peroxide; hydrogen peroxide catabolic process. Gene Ontology annotation, molecular function: heme binding; catalase activity.
CUCGUCAUCGUUCGCUGUCAGUCAGGUUAAGUUUUUCUUACCGACAACAUUAUCGCUCUUUUGCGUUCUACUUUUGUGGUGUUUAAUUUGUAUUGCUCCUAGAUUUUGGAAUUUGUUUUCUCCUUUUCGGCUGGUUUGUGAUAAGAUUAACGACUGGUGGUGUGCAAUAUCUGUAGACUCGUGUGUGCAAUACGAUUUGGUGCUUAUAUAACUCGGACAUUCCAGUUCACCCGCUGAAAGUACAAAACCCGGUGUUGGAAGAACAAGACGAUUCAGACAGAAGUUGUGCGGUGAUACAAUCUACACACGGUGAAAAUGUCUCUCAAUCCGGCUGAGAACCAACUGAACCUCUACAAGGAGUCCCAAAAGGACAAAUCCGUAGCAACUACUGGAAAUGGUGCUCCACUGGGCACUAAGACAGCCACCGCUACUGUCGGCGAGCGUGGCCCCAUUGUUCUGCAGGAUGUCCACUUUAUCGAUGAGAUGGCCCAUUUCGAUCGUGAACGUAUUCCAGAGCGAGUUGUCCACGCCAAGGGAGCAGGUGCAUUUGGUUACUUCGAGGUAACUCAUGACAUCACUCAGUACUGUGCGGCCAAAGUUUUUGAAAAGGUCGGCAAGAAAACCCCGCUCGCAAUCCGGUUCUCCACUGUCGGUGGUGAAAGUGGAUCAGCUGAUACCGCUCGGGAUCCACGAGGGUUUGCGGUGAAGUUCUACACGGACGAUGGAGUAUGGGAUCUGGUCGGAAAUAACACCCCCAUCUUCUUCAUUCGUGAUCCAAUCUUGUUCCCUAGCUUCAUCCAUACUCAGAAGCGAAACCCAGCGACUCACUUGAAGGAUGCGAACAUGUUUUGGGAUUUCGUUUCCUUGCGACCAGAGUCAACGCAUCAGAUUAUGUUCUUGUUUGCUGAUCGCGGUAUCCCAGACGGCUAUCGUUUCAUGAACGGGUACGGUUCCCACACGUUUAAGCUUAUAAAUGCCGAUCAAAAACCAGUUUACUGCAAGUUCCAUUUCAAAUCAAACCAAGGCAUUAAGAACCUGUUGGCAAACCGUGCUGAUGAGCUCGCUGGAUCCGACCCCGACUACAGCAUUCGAGAUCUGUAUAACGCCAUCGCUAAAGGAGAAUACCCUAGCUGGAACCUGAAGAUUCAAGUUAUGACCUUUGAACAGGCUGAAAAAACAAGCUUUAAUCCGUUCGAUGUGACCAAGGUUUGGCCGCAGAACGAAUUCCCGCUGAUCCCAGUUGGCCGCAUGGUAUUGGAUCGGAAUCCAAGCAACUACUUUGCCGAGGUCGAGCAAAUCGCCUUUGCUCCUUCUCAUUUAGUUCCUGGAAUUGAGGCAUCACCGGAUAAGAUGUUGCAAGGUCGUCUCUUCUCCUACGCGGAUACACACCGUCAUCGACUUGGAGCAAACUAUCUUCAGUUGCCGGUGAACUGUCCCUAUCGCGUUGCCAUCAAAAACUAUCAACGCGACGGCCCAAUGACUGUUACCGACAAUCAAGGAGGCGCACCGAACUACUAUCCGAAUUCUUUCGGCGGACCAGAACCUUGUGGAUAUGCGCAUAAGCUCCAGAACUCCAAGUUUACUGUUUCUGGCGAUGUGAACCGUUACGAGACUGGUGAUUCUGAAGACAAUUUCGCCCAGCCAUCCAUAUUUUAUCGUCGCGUGCUUGAUGAAGCUGCUCGUGAGCGUAUGAUUACGAACAUGGUAAAUCACAUGUCCGCUGCAUCUACCUUCAUUCAAGAAAGGGCAGUUAAAAAUUUCUCGCAAGUUGAUGCUGACUUCGGACGUCGUUUGACUGAGGGACUGAAGCUACGCCGCUCGGCAAAAAUGUAAUGACACACUAUGCAGAAUGGCAGAGGUAUGUUAUGUUAAUAUGUUUCUGAGAUAAGAUAUUCUGAAUCACAAAAAUACAAGCAUCUGUUCUGGUUUAUUAAUAUUUCACCAAGCACACGAAGGAGAAUUUUAAGAUAAUUAAAGAAAUUAUAUUGGGCUAUUUUAAGGUUUUUUUUACAAACUUUUUCUAUCGGGAGAUUUUUUAUAUAUUGCAGCAUCCAGCAAGCUUUCAAAUAUUAUGCGAUCUAAAUAAAGUUUAACGAUUUCCUA